This is a messenger RNA of Funneliformis caledonium, 2082 nucleotides long. The record is from the annotation of a GenBank genome assembly. Lineage: Eukaryota; Fungi; Glomeromycota; Glomeromycetes; Glomerales; Glomeraceae.
AUGCUUAAACGACGUUUUAGGAGACGGGAAGUACCUGUUGAUGUUCAUAGUGAAGACGAAGAAGAAUUCGACAUAGCGAUUGAGUCUAGUGAUUUAUCUGAAUCAGAGGCAAGUGAAGACUCUGAUGUAGAAAGUGAAGCGUCUCACAGUGAAGGUGAAGAAGGAACACAGGAAGAAGUUGGUACUAUCAAAGAGGACUUAGUAACAAGAGAAGAAUUAGGUUCAACAAAAGAAAACGCAAAAUCUAUUCACGAAAAAACUAAUUCUCAUGUUGAGAACACGAUUUCAAGUUCAAGUGAAGACCUUUCUAAAACCGGUAUAAAGUCAAAAGUGGCAAAAAAAACCAUAUCUAUUAACAAACAAAAAUUAAAGGCAGACGAACAGGAAGAGAAUAAUUAUUUUACCGUCAUUAAAGAUUCUGAUACUAGUUCCUCAGAUGAAGAAGUAUUACAAAGUCAUUCUGACGAAAAUGAAAAGCUUGAUAAUUCGCAGAAUUCCGUCAAUACCCCCGAAAUACCAUUGACAGGUUGGCAAAAGAAAGUGUUGGCAAGACAAGAAUAUCGUAAAAAAUUAGCAGAUGAUCCCGCAUUUGUACCUCAUCUUGGCGAAUUCUGGGGACAUGAUGAUCGAUUUAUUAAGGAUGAACUUAAAAAUGAUUUUGAUUCACAUCAUCGUAAACCGCCAAUCGCUUCUAGAGGUAGGGGUGUAUGGGGAAAUCCUCCUCCAAGGGGUCGAUGGGAUCAUGACGGAUUUCAAGAAUUGAUGAAGAUUGAAGACGAAGAGAAACAUAGAAAGGGAUUUCAACGUAGUAUACAACAUCGUCGCGAAUUUUUUCCUCCGCCUCCGCGACGUCGAUCACAUAACAUUGCAUCUCCAAAGUCAAAUUAUUCACGUCCUUCGAACUUUUCGAAUGGAAGAAGGGGUUCAUCUGAAGAAAAAUCUAGAUCAAGAGGGAAGUUCUUUUCAAGAUAUGAUGCAAAGAAUAAGGAAGGGAGUGUUGAUGAUUUUAACCAAUAUCAUAAACCGAAUGUAGGUGAAAGUAGAUCAGAAAAUUCAUAUAACGACAACGGUGAAAACAUAUCUUCAUCCCAGCUUAAUGAUAACAAAACUUCCACCGAAAAAGAUAGUAUGUUUCAGCCAAGAGGUAGAAACGGAUUUCGCGGAAGAGGUUAUAGUAGCAGACAUUAUAUGCGUUCAAAUUUAAAUCGGAAUAGCUCGUUUACUUCUAGCCAUGCUGACAAUGAAGUGGUAAAUAGAAAAAAAAAUGUAGAUAAGGACAAAUCUGAAGAACAACUGAAUGACGAUGUGAUAAACACUAAAGACUCGGAUGUUGUGCAUAAUGGAAGUCAUGAAAAUUUACUUGAAAAGAAUAAAGAUAAGGUUGUGGAAAAUCAAGUUGAAGAAGUGAGAUCGGCAAAAGAUUUAGCCGAUGUGAAUGCUGCUGCAUCAAGCUCAUCCACAAAGGAAGGAAUAGAGACAAAAUCCUCAACAAAGGAACAAGAUAAAGUCUAUGAAGGAUCAAAUGAAGGAUCCGAAGUGGAGAUUAUUUUAGAUCCUCAGAGUAAAAAAGCAAUCGAAAAUAAUGGAACCCAUUCUACUUCACAAUCAAUAAACAAUAUUACUUCAAGCUUAAAUGAUUUAUCCAUUAGUAAUAAUAAACAAAAUGAUACAACUGGAUCUCUAUCGACGGACAAAGAUCGAGUUCAGACCAAUCAAGCAUCUAAACGGUAUUCAACCAAAAGAGCUGCUUCUUCCUCGACAACUCAGCAGCAAACACAAACAAAUGAAUCAUCGGUAAAAGGAGUAUCAAAUAAUUCUCGAACGAGUGAAAUCCCACCAUCAGCUGUCUUUGCACCGCCGUUCCAACCGAGAGCACUUGCUCUUUCUAAUGACAAUCCCAUUUCCAACGAGGACACAUCAAAUAAUUUCCUUUUACAAAAACCACCAAUCUCAUAUUAUACGGAUAAUCAAGGAUUAAGAAAUAAUCUUUCAACUGAAAAUAAUUUGCCACAUCCAACGCCUGCUCCAUAUGAGAAUAAUGGCGUUUAUUAUUAUUAUCCGCCAGUAUAUUAUCCUCAAUAA